AUGACUGGACUCCUGAUCGGGAUGGCUCCGAUGACGAUGGAGAAGACUUGGACGUGGAGAAACCAACCAAGAAACCAACCAAACAGCAUGACGAACAUCAGGCCAAAGCAGGAUACUCUGACCGAGCCCACAGUGAAACCUAGCAGGGUCAACCCGACCUUGGAAGAGGAUAGAGACUCGGGAUCAGAUUUGGGCUCAGACGAUGCUACGAUCACUGUAGAUACCAGCCCCGAGCUUCAGCCUCGGUACAAUGACACCCGGGCUCUAUCCCAUGAAGUACCAUCGGACACUGAGGUCUUGGCUGAUGAUACAUUUUGGGAAGCUGACCUGGGCUGUGGGGUGGAGUCGGCCGAUCGAGCGAAGAAGAGAAAAUUCACUGAUGAGGAGGAUACACCCUGCAAGUUUCCUCGGUUAGAGAAGGGUUACAAACUUGGCCCGAGGAGUGCCCGACCAGGCAAAGUCAAAUGCCGAGCUGCCUCGGCUGUUAUCCAAGCCACUGUCAAACCAGCUCAAGCAACCAAUCUGAGGUCGGACACAACCAAAGCUUCGAAUAGCUUUGAUUUCACAAAGUCAAGUGGUGUCAACGCAAAACGACCAGUCCCUUCAAAACAAAAGGAGUCAGAGGCCGGUCCCAGUCAGCAACCAUCUAUUGAUGUCCCCACCAAGCCAAAACCAAAACCUCGUCCUAUCAUUAAAGGCAAGGUUUCUACAGGGGAACUCGGUAUAGUAACCCGAGAACGGUCGAAAAAGAUUGCUGAAGAAAGUGUUCGUUCCACCCGGUCCAAGAAAGUUUCAUUCGUCAGUUAA
Molecule: messenger RNA, 807 nt
Organism: Laccaria bicolor S238N-H82
Lineage: Eukaryota; Fungi; Basidiomycota; Agaricomycetes; Agaricales; Hydnangiaceae
Exons: 2
Coding region: 1-807 (268 amino acids)
Source: RefSeq, a predicted model, not a curated record